UGGCUUGAUGACUUUAUUUUCAGCAGCAGUAGACGGUUGGUGUUCCUGGGACAGACCGACCCUGUCCCUGGGUCAAAACAUCCUUGUAUAAAGAAAGAAAGAAAAAAAAAAAGAAACACGAGUGAACUGAAGAAGAGAGGGGGGAGGCUAGGCUGAGUGCUUGUAGCCAGCAGCACUCCUGGUUUCACAGAGAUUGCUGUGGUCUUUGUGUCUUCUCAGGAGGAUGGCUCAAGAGACGAACCAGACCCAAGUGCCUCAGCUCUGUGCCAACGGCUGCGGCUUUUAUGGCAACCCGCGCAACAACGGCAUGUGCUCCGUCUGCUACAAGGACACCCUGCAGAGACAGAACAACAGCGGAGUUAGCCCAUCAGUGAUGGCGUCUGCUACCCAGUGCUCGGACAGCAGCAGCGUGGAUGUGUCGUCAGCAUUAAUCCAGGCCGCCGCCUCGUCGCCGCUGGAUGCCAACAGCAUCUCGGCCAGCCAGGUCCUGCUGUCCCAAGCGGCCGUCACGCAGCACGAAGACGAAGACUCGGCCGUGGCCAAAGUAGACAUCAAGUCAGAGGACUCGCAAAGCGACGCGUAUAGCGUAGACGAGGAUGUCCUGAUGGAUGAAGUGCCAGGUAGCUCAGGGUCAGCUGGUGUGGAGGAGAGUGUCAGGAGAGGCAAGAGGAAGCUGGAGGAUAUAGAUGAAGAGCACGCCUCCUCCAAUGACGGUGAGCAGACGACGUCGGCAGACGACCAGGACAAAAGCCCCGGCAAGAGCAAACCCAAGAAGAACCGCUGCUUCACCUGCCGGAAGAAGGUUGGACUCACAGGAUUUGACUGCAGAUGCGGCAACGUCUUCUGCGGCAUGCACCGCUACUCAGACAUUCACAAAUGCACCUUUGACUACAAAGCGGACGCAGCGGAGAAGAUCAGGAAAGAGAACCCCGUCAUUGUCGGGGAGAAGAUCCAGAAGAUCUAAGGAGCCAUCUCAUCGACAUCGUCAUCGUCGCGGGUGCCAGGGAAUAAUGCGUGUCACGUGGACUACCGACGCUUUCAUCCAUUUUUCUUUUUGAUUUUUUGUUUUUACCUACCCACCUCACCUCACCACCCCAUCUUGUUUUUUCCCCUUUACAGUUUGAACUUGCUCACGAUAACCUGAGCCAUUUCCUAUUUACUCACCCUUAAAUCAUGCAUGCUACCUGGAAAACACUUCUUUGAUUUAUUGGUUAGUUUUUAUUAUGACUCUUUUUUUUUUUUUUUACAGUUUAUUAUUUUGUUGUUACUCAAAAUUUUAUUUCCCUUAAAAUAUUGUGGAUUGUGUGAGAAAAAAAAAUCUUUAAUAGACCUCUACAAAAUUAUUCAAUUUUAUUAUUAUUAUUGUUAUAUAUUUUAAGUUGAGUUAAGAAUAGGGCGCUACAUUUAUGGUGGUGAGACUUACUAGAGGGGCUGUGCUUUUCUGGUGUCUGUUCUUCUCUAUAAAGAAAAAAAUUGCAUGUAAACAUGUCUAAAAGGUUUUUUUCCCCUUCCCCUCCAUCCUUUGUACUGUAUGCUCUUCCAAUGAAUGAAUGUAUGCUGAGCAUUACUGCAAUUUCGUUAUUAUGGACAGCAUAGAGAAAGAGAAAAAGUGCUCAAACACCCUAAAUCACCCUUUCAUUAAUGUUUAUUUUAUUAGUCACUUAGGAGCGUGUGGUUUUCUGUACAAAUGUUUGUUUGGAUGUUGUUUUUGGGUGAUUUUUGCCUGUAUCCACCUCAAGUGUUGGUUGUGUGUGUGUGUGUGUGUUUGCGUGUAUGUGUGCGGGCGCGUGUGCUUGUAUGGUGUGUGUGUGUAAGUGUGUGUGUGUGUGUGUGUGUGUGUGUGUGUGUGUGUGUGUGUGUGUGUGUGUGUGUGUGUGUGUGUGUGUGUGUGUGUGUGUGUGUGUGUGUGUAAAAAUAAUAUAGUUCAUUUAUGAGAGUGCACAGGAUGGGUUGAGGUGAAUGUGCUGUAUUUAUGUUUGUUUAUUUACUGUCUCUGCUUUGAUCUGAAUAAAAACUUAAAAAUCAAGUUUUACACAUAAA
Messenger RNA from Engraulis encrasicolus (European anchovy), 2040 nucleotides. It is a transcript of the gene zfand6, whose product is annotated as zinc finger, AN1-type domain 6. The transcript has 6 exons. The coding region runs from base 224 to 964 and encodes 246 amino acids. Gene Ontology annotation, molecular function: zinc ion binding; DNA binding. NCBI's taxonomy places the organism in Eukaryota, Metazoa, Chordata, Actinopteri, Clupeiformes, Engraulidae. The record is from RefSeq and is a predicted model, not a curated record.